This is a messenger RNA of Didymodactylos carnosus, 969 nucleotides long. The record is from the annotation of a GenBank genome assembly. NCBI's taxonomy places the organism in Eukaryota, Metazoa, Rotifera, Eurotatoria, Philodinida, Philodinidae.
AUGGUUUUUCAGACCGUACAUGGUCGCGUCACGCUGGGUGAAUUGUCCUUUUUGGCGGGUUCGUUUCGCAAAGUACGGAGUUUAUUGGAAGCAAUUCUAGGUCGUUUCAACAGCAUUUCACAAGGAGCAUUGCAUCUGAAAGAUUUAUUCGAAUUUUUCCAGAUUGAGCCUGCCAUUGUUUCACCAAGCCAACCCCGUCCUUUUCCCCUUUAUAUACAGGAAGGAUUUGUGUUUGAUAAUGUUGGUUUUAAAUAUCCCAACUCCGAAAAAUGGGCCAUACGGAAUCUUAGUUUUACUUUGAAAGCUGGAGAAAAACUUGCGUUAGUUGGUGAAAACGGAGCGGGCAAAACGACCUUAGUAAAGUUAUUCGGGCGUUUGUACGACCCCCAUGAAGGCCGCAUUCUGUUAGAUGGCUAUAACCUAAACGAGUACGAUCUGAAUGAUCUUCGUACCAACAUUGGCGUCAUUUUUCAAGAUUAUUUACGCUUUCAACUUUCGGCGGGCGAUAACAUUGCCGUGGGCGAUAUUCAGGAGCGAGAAAAUCGUCCAGCAUUGAUACGGGCCGCUAAACGCAGCCUGGCCCAUGAUGUAAUCGACGAAUUACCUCAACAAUACGACCAGCCUUUAGGCCUUCGUUUUGACGGUGGUAUGGAGCUUUCUGGCGGUCAAUGGCAAAAAGUAGCUUUGGCCCGUGCCUACCUUCGCGAAGCGAAUUUAUUGAUUCUGGACGAACCUACCUCGGCCCUUGAUGCUAGGGCAGAAUAUGAAGUUUUCCAACGUUUUGCUGAAUUAACCAGGGGCAAAACUGCUGUACUUAUUUCUCACCGCUUUAGUACGGUUCGGAUGGCCGAUCGGAUUUUAGUGUUGGAAGGAGGCAAAGAACUAGAAAUUGGUACCCAUGAACAAUUAUUAGCGCAAAAAGGUAAAUACGCAGAAUUAUUUGAGUUACAAGCAGAAGGGUACCGAUAA